GAUCGCAUCCACCGACUCUAAGCCUGCUCCUCCUUCCACGAUGCCGACUACACCGGAACGCAAGGACACGAACAGGCAGAGCACCACUCCGUCCUCGUCAGGCAGACGUAUGCCGAACGGGUGGAGAGCGCCUAUGAUUCGCCCUGAUUCUGAAUCUGAGGAUGGCAAAGCCGAGAAUAACACAAAUCAUAUACAGGAUGGUGAGGGGUUAGAGGAGGAAGAAGAGGAAUGGAAGGGGGUGGAAAUAGACGUCGAUGCCGAGGAGGACCAUGUGCAAGAGAGAGGCAAAUGGAUCAACGGUAAGUCACCAGCAGGCCAAGAGAGGAAGAAGCGUAAGAAGAAGAAAUUGAUGUUGACAGGUGAUAGGUCUUGAACAGGAGUCGCUUGCUUGAUGACACUAUCCGUGAACUCUUAUGAUUUUCGUUUAUGUCGCUAUUUUCUUAUGAUAUAUCAUUGCG
This is a messenger RNA of Dacryopinax primogenitus, 458 nucleotides long. RefSeq lists its product as uncharacterized. The record is from RefSeq and is a predicted model, not a curated record. Lineage: Eukaryota; Fungi; Basidiomycota; Dacrymycetes; Dacrymycetales; Dacrymycetaceae. The annotation marks the transcript as partial. The transcript has a single exon.